Molecule: messenger RNA, 2252 nt
Organism: Cyclopterus lumpus (lumpfish)
Lineage: Eukaryota; Metazoa; Chordata; Actinopteri; Perciformes; Cyclopteridae
Product: transmembrane protein 229A
Exons: 1
Coding region: 109-1194 (361 amino acids)
Source: RefSeq, a predicted model, not a curated record
AGCAUCCACCGCAUAGUUGCAGGGGGGUGGUUGCAGACGCUUCAAUGUGCUAGAACAAACAAAUGUGUAGCGAGAGGGAAGCUAAAUCUCUCUAGAGAGUGACUGAUCAUGGCGAGUCGGGGGCGAGACGCUCGCAGCCAGUCAGGAACCCCCGCCGGCGGCCUGAACACGGCGCCAAUGACCCACCAACAAGAACCGGUCGGAGAGACGGGGGACGCCGUGGAGUCGCUGCGGGAGCUGCCUCGAUGGUUGAGGCUUUACUUCUACGGGAUGCACGGCGUGGCUCUAGAUGUCCUGCUCUCAUCGAUUCAGGGGUUUUUAAAUUAUCGAGACCCCAAACUGGUGGGCUUUUCCUCUCCGUAUCUUUGCAUUAUGCAUGCGCUGACCCACUUCGCGCUGGAGAAGAUUUACUCGCAAAAGAGGUGUUUCCGAGGUCGGCCUGUGGUGUUUCAUCUUGUUUUCUACCCGUCGGUCUACAUCGGGCUGCAGAUCCUGAUCGGGAACAUUAACACGUUGACCGAGCAGGUGAGGGUGGUAUCUGGCACCCAGCUGGUCGUGCACUACAUUCUGGCUCUCUAUUUUUCCCUGGUGUUUCACAGAGGACUGGCAAGGCUGCAGUAUCAAACCAUCAGCCCCCUCGAGCACACGCGCGAACUCGGCCCGGUGGACAGAGGUCAUGAUCGGAGGCCUCUUCACGGUCUCCCCGGCUUUGUGCGUUUCUUGUUCUUUGGGAUGCACGGCUUUCUGGACGAGGUGAUUUUCACCUCCAUUUUCAACCUGGUGGAGAAGUCUGACCGGACCCUCAGCGGUCACACGUCCCUGUGGUCGUUCCUGAUGUACGGGAGCUGCAGCUUCGUGGUGGAAAAGCUCUACCUUCACCUGCACUUCAACAGAGGCUGGGGGAUUUUGUGGCGGCUCCCCAUCUACAUCUGCUUCAUCUACACCUGGGAGUUCUCCUGGGGUCUGUUCCUGAGGCAGUUUGGCGCCUGCUCGUGGGACUACUCUCAUUAUCCUCACAACUUCAUGGGACUAGUCACCCUCCUCUACUUGCCCGGCUGGGCCGGCAUCAGUUUGUAUCAGGACGUGCUGUCUAAUGUCAUGCUGAGAAUCAAGUGCACCAAAGAAGUAAAUGAUUUGAGUGAGGAGAAUGGAGAGGUCGAUGGAUCGAUGGAGUCAAAGAAAAAACUACUUUAAUUUUCAUUUUGAUCUUGUAACUUCUCGGGAAAGUCUGGUUUACAGUAUACUGAAGAAACAAACGGGCAUUGUUGUAUUCCAAUAAAUAUAUUAAAUUAAAUCAGAUUGGACUGAUUCAACGGAAAAAUACAUACAUGUUUAUAUUCAUAAAGAAGUGCAAGAGAUGUAAGAUACUUUGACUAUUUGGACAGUUGGGCAGUAAUAUGUUGCCAUGGUAACAUGUUGAAUGUGGAAGUAACAUUUUAUGCAGCUCAUCUUAGUAACUUUAGAGUUGUGUUACUUCAGAGUCUAGACACUUAUUACCAGCAUGCAGAUGAGACUGUUGUUAACUCUGCAACGCCUAAUAUUUCUGGGUCCAGUAGUAAAGAUAAAACACAACUGAGGACCACGAUUCACCAAACCUGUUUAAAUGCAGUUGACCUACUGCCAUGUUAUCUCUGUAAAAUAUAGUUUCAAUAUUAAAAUGUGGAAAUUCUGUUUUUUAAAUGAUUACAGUGGCAGACUUACUAUCUUAUACAUUACAUGCAUUGUUGCAGGUCUAGUUUGAGUUAGAUCUAUUGUUUCAUUAACAUAACCAUCGGCAUGCUUUAACUGUAGCUGCAUGCUAAAAAUAUAAUAGCAUAUGUCAGGUUUAUGCAUUAGAUAUGAUGAUACUCAAAGUCAGUCAGACAAAGAUGUAAAAACAACUCGGCAGUAACCCUGUUUUUUAAUGUUAAUUCAUAUUUUGAAACAAACUCCGUAUUUUCACCCAUAUGACCCUUGACUAUUGCAUGACAACUAUUUGCAUGGCAACUUUUAGAGUAGAAAUAAACCCAGUCAUAAAUGUAGCAAGAAAACUUGUAGCUGAAUGGAUACGAGGAGCAGAGUGUGAUUGUACUAUGAAUCUUUUAUGAACCAAGCUUUACUUUGCUGGAGUGCCUUCCAACCGCGUCAUGCAGACUCAAGAAACAAGGCUCUUGUUAGAUUAGAAGUACAGCAGUGAUUUGUCAAUGAUUUGUAUCAAAUAUUUUAACCUUUAGCACCAAUGACGGUCUCAGUCAAAGAGGUUGCCAAAAUGA